This is a messenger RNA of Vitis riparia (riverbank grape), 1142 nucleotides long. RefSeq lists its product as uncharacterized. The record is from RefSeq and is a predicted model, not a curated record. Bases 51 to 1142 code for a protein of 363 amino acids. Lineage: Eukaryota; Viridiplantae; Streptophyta; Magnoliopsida; Vitales; Vitaceae. The transcript has a single exon.
UUUUUCUCCUAUCAUUUGUUCAUUCUGUGAAGGGCGUGCUUACUUCUAUUAUGGAUUAUCGGCUGGAAAAUCUCUCACUCUCAGUUGAUGAGGAGGAGGAACUUGUUCUUGAUACGGGUGAGGAUGGGAGCACUACUCAGUCUUUUGAUCUAUGCCUCAUUGGAAGGUUUCUCACUGAUCGGAUGAUCAAUUUUAAUGCUAUGAAACAUCGCCUUGCCAGCGUUUGGAGACCCGGAAAAGGUAUCUGUAUCAAAGAAAUCAACAAACAACUUUUCCUUUUCCAAUUCUUCCAUAUUGUUGAUUUGAAGAGAGUUCUUGAGGGAGGUCCAUGGACUUUUGACAACCACCUACUCAUUCUCCACCAUCUAAAACAAGGUGCAAUUCCAACUGCUAUACCUUUAUUUCAUGUUAUGUUUUGGAUUCAAGUAUAUGAUAUUCCAGUGGGGUCUAUGUCUCUUAAUGUUGGUAAGCAACUUGGCAACUUUAUUGGAAAAUUUGUUGACUACGAUAUAAAUAACAAUGCUGGCCUGUGGAGAAAUUUCAUGCGUAUUAGAGUUCUUCUGGAUGUGAGGCAGCCAUUAAAAAGGUGGAAGAAAAUUCGAAAACCUCAGGGGGAGUGGUCCUUGGUUCACUUCAAAUAUGAACGGCUGAGCACUUUCUGUUAUCUUUGUGGCAUGUUAGGGCAUUCAGAAAAAUUUUGUGAUAAACUUUUCUCUAUAACUGAUGGUGAUAUCAAAAGAGAAUGGAGUCCGGAUCUUCGUGUUCCAACGAGAAGAGGUUCUGAAUAUGGUGGAGAGCGAUGGUUGCGGGAAACAAUGGAGAAUUCUACGCAUGCAGACGAUUCCGGGUAUGGUAAUAUUGCUAGGGGAUCAGGAUAUGGAUCUGAUUUUUCCAUUCAAGGAGUAAUCAGCUCCGAGUCUGGUGGGAUCAAGGAUUUUCAAACUGCUAACAGAUUGCCGCAAAUAUUGCAUGGAUUACAAACUUUUCCCACGUGCACUACCAAGCCAUCUAGUUCCUCUCAUGCAGAGGGUCACGUGAUUACUUCAGGAGGUGAUAAUAUGGGCUUUAAGGAAAAUGGGCUGGAGAUUGUGGAGGAUAAAAACGCAGAAGGGCCGAGCUAUUUUUUUAAGCCAUUCAGAUAG